AUGGGUUCCUUCUUCGAUUCAUUGUGCAAAUGUCUGUGGCCAUCAGGACCAUCGUAUGAUCUCUUACUCGACUCCGAGUCAGAGCAGCAAGGUCAGUACCUUCCCCAUGUCGGCCACGCAGUCUCUAAGAAGAGUUUACCUUCAGGCACUGCUCCUUCCUGCCAGUACCCAGUCGAUCCAUCUAUGGCUAGAUUCGGCAUUGAAGGUCGCUCUCCAACUUCCUGGCAAGUACUACUCUACUUCGCCUCCUAUUGCGAGCGUUUGAGGAAAGGGAAACCCCCACGUGAGCCGAACUCAGACUGGUGCGCUGAUCUUGACAUCAUCACAACAGACAUCGUUGGAUUGAUGCGGGAAGAACUGUACGUGUCUCAAGAUAAUGUCAAGGUGCAAGACAACCAUGUUAGAUGGAGAAAACACCCAAGAGAUCAGACGAAAUGGAUGUGGUACCGUCACUACACUCUCGUGCAUCCCAAAUGGUCAGGCCGACUGGUGUUGCAGACUGCGUCCUUUGAACUUGCCUCGAGAUUUCGACUGGAACAUCUUUCCGCGGAUGGAGUUUGCAAAGCCCAUGCUCAAGCUACGACCGGAUUUGAUAAUUCUGUCUACUGGUACGAGGUACGCAGCCCACAUGCUUCCAGAAUGAACUUCAUCCUCGAUGAUGAGCCCCUGCCAGGACUGUGGCCGUGGCCGAAGAAGGAGCAUGACGGUCAAGAAGAAGAUUGGGAGAAAUUUAUAUUCAACGACGACCGUCACGCGCCGCGGCUACAGCCGCCGCCCAGUCCCUGGGCCAGCCCCCCAGCCAGUCGCCCAAGACCAGGCUUCCCAGCCUCCCUCUCCCUCUUCCUCCCACCCCUCCACACCACAACCGUCUCCCCUCCCCCCUCCUCCGCCCAGGCCCCUGCGGAUCCCCCUACCGCCGCGGCGGCAACCACGGCGACCCAGACCAAUUCAAACCCAUUCUGGUCGCCGAUGGAUGCCGUCGCCGAGAUGGAGCAUCCGUCCCCGGGGGAAGGGUGGAGUCUCGAGAAGAUGGAGGUGGAGACAAGCAAACGGGAAUGGGGUGGAGGUGGAGGUGAUCUUGGGAAGCCUGGCCUCUGGGCACUGGUGGUCCUAGCUACCGUGGCUCAGAUUCCCAUGGGAAUCCUCGUGGAUAAGGGAAGAAGACGUCUGGCCUUCAUACUCAACAUCACCAGCACUGUCUUGUACUGGGGCUCUAUUACGAUAUUUGGCCUUGUACGAGUCUUCCCUCUGUGGUCCUUUUAUGUUUCACCUGUUUUUCUGCUUGCCGGUGGUGGCCCUUGGGUCACGAGCAGUCUUGUCUAUGCUACCGUAAACAAUACUGUGAGACCAGAACAGAGAACCACUGCCUUUUCGUUUCUGGAAGGACUUUCUGGGCUUUCUGGACUCGUGGCGCCUCUAAUCUACAAUGAAACUAUGAGUCCCGAACUCUGGGUUUCAUACAUGCUUGCUUUGGUUUUCUAUUCACUGGCUCUGGUACCAACACUGUACAUCACACAUGAUGAUGACCCAGGCAUGGGGAAUGAGGUAGGGGAAGACGAAAUACCGGAAGAAACGGAGCCACUGCUCAGUACUGGUAAUCAUUGCGCUCGCGAAGCCAUUCUUUCGAAUCGAAGUGGCGAGAGGAGCCUUGCUCCGAAACUCAACAUCUUCAUUAUAUGCUUUGCGUGUUUCUUUGGCUUCCAUCUUGCCAGGGGAUCUAUUAGCUACACCAUUGUUUGGGUUUGGUUAUCGUUUGGCCACAAUGCGAUUUACACCGAUAUAUUCACUUACAUCCGAGCCGUUGUGCUCUUUUUCCUUCUCCUUAUCGUCCUCCCUUUGGCCAGUUCGCGAUUGGACAAGACCUGGCGAGUCGCAAAGAGAGACCUUAUUCUUUCCUCAACUUGGAUAGCUCUCUGUGCAGUCGGGACUCUGAUAGUCUUGGUAGCGCCGAACCUGGCGGUCGCUAUCGUCGGGUUCAUCAUUGCCACUUUAGGCUACGCCAUGCCUAUCUCUCUUCGGUCGUUCAUUGCUUCUCAUUUUGAGGAGAAAUUCUCCGGACGUCUCUUUGCUGGUAUCGGUGUGGUGGAGAAUAUUGGUUGGCUUAUCGGUUUCCCUUUGAUGAAGGCAAAUUACUAUACCGAGGGUACACCCUUUGUCGUCUCACUGGUUACGUACGCGAAGAAUCAUAUGGUAUAUGCACUAGCUGGAGCUCCGCAGCUUCAAUUUGGAAUCAAACGAUAA
Messenger RNA from Fusarium coffeatum, 2241 nucleotides. RefSeq lists its product as uncharacterized. The transcript is spliced from 9 exons. Gene Ontology annotation, molecular function: transmembrane transporter activity. The coding region runs from base 1 to 2241 and encodes 746 amino acids. Gene Ontology annotation, biological process: transmembrane transport. Gene Ontology annotation, cellular component: membrane. The record is from RefSeq and is a predicted model, not a curated record. Lineage: Eukaryota; Fungi; Ascomycota; Sordariomycetes; Hypocreales; Nectriaceae.